CUCUCUCCCAUGUCGUGAGAGAGGAGAGACUUAACCUAACGGUUCCUCGAGAAUAGCUAGACGCUUCCAUACUCACGGGGUCACGGAUGUAGGAUUAUAUAGACUAUAGCAGAGCAGAAGAUAUGUUAUGACGCAUAUAUGACGGGCAUAUUAGAUCAGUAACCUGUUGAGUCCUGAAAGAAAAACACACAUGAUUCGCGGCAUUUGCCCGCAAAUCUACCGAGGCGCUCUAAAAAUUUGCUUUCAAUUAUACAAUGAAAAAUAAUGUCUAGUCAAGAAGAACCAGCAAAGAUAGAAUGUCCGAUCUGUGCCAAAGAAUUUGCAGCCAGUGUUAUUGAAGCUCACGCUAGCAAAUGUCUCUUUUUGAAUGAAUCCUCGAGCAAGAGUCAAGAGACUUCAAAGAGGGCAUCUUUUUUUAGAGGGGAUAAUGUUGCAAAGAAAGCAAAAGGAGUAAAUUUUAAAGGAAGUACUUCACCGAGCACUUCAUCCUCUACUAGUAGAUCAAAAUUCCUCGCACCAACUAUCCAGGAAAAUGACUCUGAUAAAGAAAGUUCUACUAGGUCCAAGGACACAAAACCAAAGGAUUCCAUUCCACUGGCGGAGAAAAUGAGACCAAAUAGCAUAAUGUCAUAUGUAGGACAAAAGCACGUACUUGGUCCUGAAACUAUGCUGUACCAAUUGCUGAGCAAAACUGAAAUACCAAACAUUAUUUUGUGGGGUCCUCCAGGAUGUGGAAAAACAUCACUGGCAAACGUCAUAGCAAACACGUGCCAACACUGUCCUGGAGGGAAAUAUCGCUAUGUAAAACUUUCUGCAGCUAUGUCUGGUAUCAGUGAUGUCAAAGAUGCAAUCACUAUAGCUUCUAAUGAACUGAAAUUUGGCCGUCGAACAGUUAUGUUUAUGGAUGAAAUUCACAGAUUCAACAAAACUCAGCAGGAUACAUUUUUACCUCACAUUGAAUCUGGCACUAUAAUACUGAUUGGAGCAACCACUGAAAAUCCAUCCUUCAGUUUGAAUGCAGCACUCUUAAGCCGAUGCCGUGUCAUAGUUUUAGAGAAAUUGACAAUUGAAAAUUUAACUGAAAUUUUAAUAAGAGCUAUUAAAGCUGCUGGCGGAGCUGUACAUGAUUUUGAAAAACCACCUAAUGCUUCUAUCAACAAUAAGUUUUUCAUUGACAGAGAGACAGUCAAGUGGCUUGCAGAAACAUCAGAUGGAGAUGCCCGCAUUGCUCUUGGAGGUUUAGAAUUAGCCAUACAUUCAAAAGUUCCUAGCAGCGAAGGGUCAUCAAGCAGUGGUUUGAAUUUUAUUUCACUAGAUGAUGUUAAAGACAGCCUCAAAAAAACUCACAUGCUGUAUGACAAAAAAGGAGACCAGCAUUAUGAUAUGAUAUCAGCUCUUCAUAAAUCAGUCAGGGCAAGUGAUGACAAUGCUGCCUUAUACUGGAUUACAAGGAUGAUGGCUGGUGGAGAAGAUCCUGUCUAUAUUGGUAGAAGACUUGUAAGGAUGGCUACUGAAGAUAUUGGCUUAGAAGAUCCAAAAGCCUUGGGUGUGGCUGUGCAUACAAUGCAGAGCUGUAAAAUGCUAGGCAUGCCUGAGUGUGAUGUAUUAUUAGCUCAAUGCGCAAUAUACUUAGCCAGAGCUCCAAAAUCACGUCUCAUGGAGGAUUCUCUCAGGGCAGCACAGCGUGUUGUAGCAAACUACAAAGACGCACAGCUACCGGUUCCUCUGCACUUGAGGAAUAUCCCUACAAGUAUUCUUGGUAAAAAGGAUAGAUCCGCACUACCUUACAUGCCAGAAGAAAUUAAAAAUCUGGAUUUUUUGAAUGGACAGUGAGGUAAUCAAAAUUUAUUUAUUGUACAUACCUACAGAAUAGUUAUUAAUCAAAUUUUAUACUGCGUUUUUCUACUGCAAAUAGUUAUACAUGCGCUGGUAGCAUAUAUUCAUAAUGUUAUUCAUAUACAAGUGAUUUCACAAAUAAACUACUAAUUUAUGACUCAA
Messenger RNA from Nasonia vitripennis (jewel wasp), 1998 nucleotides. Its product is annotated as ATPase WRNIP1-like. The transcript is spliced from 6 exons. Gene Ontology annotation, molecular function: ATP binding; single-stranded DNA helicase activity; ATP hydrolysis activity. Gene Ontology annotation, biological process: regulation of DNA repair; DNA-templated DNA replication. The record is from RefSeq and is a predicted model, not a curated record. Gene Ontology annotation, cellular component: nucleus. Lineage: Eukaryota; Metazoa; Arthropoda; Insecta; Hymenoptera; Pteromalidae. The coding region runs from base 265 to 1833 and encodes 522 amino acids.